Messenger RNA from Lolium perenne, 1821 nucleotides. Its product is annotated as heat shock cognate 70 kDa protein 2-like. Lineage: Eukaryota; Viridiplantae; Streptophyta; Magnoliopsida; Poales; Poaceae. Gene Ontology annotation, molecular function: ATP binding; ATP-dependent protein folding chaperone. The record is from RefSeq and is a predicted model, not a curated record.
AUGACGGAUGGUCAGCAGGGCUCUGCAGCGAUAGGCAUCGACCUCGGGACGGCGUGGUCGUGCGUCGGCGUGUACCGGCACGGCCGCGUGGAGAUCAUAACCAACGAACAUGGCGGCCGGAUGACGCCGUCAUACGUGGCAUUUACCGACACGGAGAGGCUCGUCGGCGACGCGGCCAAGAACCAGGCCGCCCGGAACUCCACCAACACCAUCUUCGGUACGAAGCGCCUGAUUGGAAGGAGAUUCAGCGACGCGUCCGUGCAGGCCGACAUGAAGCUCUGGCCGUUCAAGGUCAUGGCUGGCCGAGGCGACAAGCCAAUGGUCGCGGCGAACUACAAGCGCAAGCAGAAGCUUCUCGCCCCGGAGGAGAUCGCGUCGAUGCUGCUCGCAAAGAUGAAGGGGGACGCUAAGGCCUACCUCGGCGCGCCAGUUACCAACGCCGUGGUUACGGUGCCCGUGUCGUUCGAUAUCCUCCAGCGCCGCGCUACCAAGGACGCCCUCGCCAUCGCGGGGCUCAACGUCAUCGGCGUCAUCCAUGAGCCCGUGGCCGCGGCCGUGGCCUAUGGCCUCCACGAAAGCACGGAGACGAAAAACGUGCUCGUCUUCGAUGUCGGGGGUGGUACCACUAGCGUCGCACUCCUAGCGAUCUCUGCGGGCAAGAUCACCGUCAGGGCUACCGCCGGCGAUCCCCACCUCGGCGGCGAGGAUUUCGACAGGCGUAUGGUCGAGCACUUGGUGGAGCAGUUCAAGACAGAGUGCAAGAAAGAUGCCAGUGGCAGCGCCAGGGCUCUGGUAAGGCUGAGGGUGGCCUGCGAGCAUGCGAAGAGGACGCUCUCGUCGGCGACGUGGGCUCCCAUCGAGAUCGACUGUUUGCUCGACGGCAUCGACUUCCGCACGGCCGUCACCCGCGACCAGUUCGAGGACCUGAACAUGGACCUGUUCUGCAAGUGCAUGGAGCCCGUCAAGAAGUGCCUCGGCGACGCCAAGGUUGAGAGGAGCGACGUGCACGAGGUCGUGCUCGUCGGCGGGUCCACCCGAAUACCCCGCCUGCGGCGUAUGCUGCAGGACCUGUUUGAUGGCAGAGAGCUCCGCAAGGACAUCAAUCUCGAAGAGGCGGUGGCUCGAGGAGCUGCCAUCCUCGCUGACAUGGCGAGCCGCGUGCCCGGCAGCGACUUGCUGAACCUGUUCCUGCUAGACACCACGCCGCACUCGCUCGGCGUCGAGGCGGCCGGCGGUGCAAUGGCAGUGAUCGUCCCGAGGAACACUGCCAUUCCCAUCCGCAGGGAGCAGAACAUUUCAAUCCAGUCCCAUCACAAGAGAAGCGUCGUCUUGUCGGUGUUUGAAGGGGAGAAUGGCACUGCAAGGGACAACAGCUUGCUCGGAGAGCUCAAGCUUUCGGCUGGAGAUGGAGCCAAGCGCCAGAUUUCAGUGCGCUUCGACAUCGAUGCUGACGGCGUCCUGACGGUGUAUGCGACGGACAAUGCGGCCAAGCGUAUGCGCCAGAUGAAGUUCAUGGACAAAGGUCAGCUGAGCAAGAACGAGAUCAAGCGGAUGACCGAGGAGGCAGCGGAGUACAUGGCAGAGGAUGCGGGGAAUAGGGAGAGGGUCAAGGCAAAUAAUUUGCUCGAAGAAUACUUGUACAAGAAGCGCCGUGCCAUCGAGGUUGAGCGGAGGAAGGCUGAAGAUGCUCUUUCCGCCGUGGAACUGAUGAUUCAGCAGGUGCACAGCGACCAGGUCUCAAGCGCCAGAAAGUUCCUAGACGAUUUGGAUAGGCUCAAGCUAGAGAGUAGCACCACUGCUGGUAAGCAGGUUGGUGCGUAA